AGACCAGGGGGCGUAGCUUAUCCAGAUCAUGCGCGCCUGGGGCCUAGAAUGAUGGGUACGGCGACUAGGAGCUUGUGACGUCAGCAGAAGGCAGAGCACAGUGCGGUGUCAGUGGAGCUGCGGUCGCGCUCUCUGGGAUCCUCACGGUGGACAACACGUCACGUGAUUUGUACUGUGGCUGCGAGGGAGGAAUGGCGGAGGCGCAGCCGUCAGGUCUAACAAAGUAUAACCCUGAGGCUGCAGACUUUGUCCCUAGAGAGCACCUAAAUCAUCACUCAAACUGGAGAAACCAGGGAAGAACUGAGAGCAAUAGAAAUUGGUCCAGAAACUGUAAUAUACCUUCCUCUCAUCAGCAUCCGCCACCAAGGGAGAGCACUCAUGACAGUCCCUCUCAGAAAGUGCACUCCUACAACAGCUCUGCCAAAAGUAACACUGCAAGAGGCCAGCAAGGAUCACCUGAACUCACAAACAAACCUGUAAAGAACCACAGCUUUCAGAAUCAAAGGUGGCAUCGGUCUAGAAGUGAGCGAUCACACAAUAGAAGGCAGCCUCUUUCUGAUACAUCAGGAAGAUCGUUUGUUGGAACCACGCCACUUGGUGACUGGCGUAUAAGAGCAAGAGAUCCCAGUGAUUUAUGCUCAUCGGAAAGUGAGAAAGAGGUUGGCAGUGCUGAUAGUCGAGGUGCCAAGCCAAAGAGACUAACCCAUGUGUCAGGGGGAUCUCUCAGAGGACCUCGUGACAAAACAAAACAUUCAUAUGACAGGGAGAAACGGGUAGCUCCAAAGCAAAAAACUGAUGAGUUAUUUGAAAACAUUCCACCUCGAGACUUUGGGAAAUCAGGGACACCUAAGGAGUACCAUUAUAAAACUAGACUUGAUCGGUGUGAUGGGGCAGCUGAGGACAAGCAGAAGCAACCCUCUUCCGGUAAUAGGUCAUCACGAGAACUCCUGGAUUGGAAAAAACCUCAUGAUGAUGUUCAGAUAUUUAAGCGGAAUGAGGCACAGAACAGCAAGUUGUCCAGAUAUGACAAAAGCCAACCAGCAACAUUUCCAUCAAAGGACAAGAAGACUGAUCGGGGUAAAGAGCCUUCUACUACUAACACAUACCAAGAGCCAAAGUCUCGUGGACAUCACUGGGCUGCCGAUGGAGACAAACCUGCAGGAAGAAAGCAUCCAUCCCAGGGCCGUGCUUCUAAGUCAUCUAUGCAGCCAGGGUUUAGUAGACAAUGGAAGAAACAUGAUCUACCAAAGAGCAAGGAAACACACACAGGGUCUUUGAUUGAGCAGCUAUCCGCAGAGAAGUACGAGUGCAUGGUGUGCUGUGAGGUGGUCCGAGUCAUGGCUCCAGUGUGGAAUUGUCAGAGCUGCUACCAUGUUUUUCACCUUAACUGCAUCAAAAAAUGGGCCAGGUCUCCUGCAUCCCAAGCUGAAGAUGGAAAUAGUGGUUGGAGAUGCCCCGCCUGUCAAAAUGUCUCCUCUCGAGCUCCGAGCAUCUACACCUGCUUUUGUGGCAAAGUCAACAACCCUGAAUGGAAUAGAAAUGAAAUCCCCCAUAGUUGUGGUGAGCUCUGUGGAAAGAAGCGCUCUGGUCUUGAUUGUCCUCAUACCUGCAACAUCCUCUGUCAUCCUGGACCUUGCCCCUCUUGUCCGGCUUUUGUGACAAAAACAUGUGAAUGUGGUAGAACCAGUCAGUCCGUUCGCUGUGGGCAGUCCUCUACUAUGCACUGUGCAAAUGUUUGUGGAAAUCCGUUGAACUGUGGGGAACACAUCUGUAAUCAGGUGUGCCAUGCUGGGAAGUGCCAGUCUUGCCAGCAAAUUAUACAUCAAGCAUGCUAUUGCGGUGGCAGCUCUCGUGAUGUGUCAUGUGGAACAGACAAGGAUAACUAUGAUGGCUUUGGAAACUUCUCCUGCCAAAAGCUGUGUGGCAAAAAAUUAAAUUGUGGAAAACAUGGGUGUACGGAGGUCUGCCAUCCACAGCCUUGCCAGCCUUGUCCGCGACUUCCCCAAAUUGUACGUUUCUGUCCCUGUGGACAAACCCCACUAAGUAAAUUACUGGAGUUGGGUUGUGUGGACAGGAAAACCUGCACUGAUCCAAUACCAUCUUGUGGGAAGACCUGUGGAAAACCUCUGCCUUGUGGUUCUCAUGAUUUUAUUCAUACCUGUGAGAAUCUUUGUCAUGAAGGAGAAUGCGGCCCUUGCUCUCGUACAUCUAAUAUAUCCUGCCGAUGUGGCUUUAAAACAAAGGAAGUUCCAUGUGCACUGAUACAGAAUGAAGAAGAUCUCACAUUUAUUUGUGACAAACGUUGUAACAAGAAACGUCAGUGCGGGAGACAUAAAUGCAGUGAAAUUUGCUGUGUGGACAAAGAACACAAGUGCUCCUUAAUCUGUGGUCAUAAACUUAACUGUGGCCUUCACAGAUGUGAUGAACCAUGCCAUCGUGGGAACUGUCAAAACUGUUGGCAAACAAGCUUUGAUGAGCUUACCUGCUAUUGUGGAGAGUCUGUUAUUUACCCUCCAGUACCGUGUGGCACCAGGCCUCCAGAGUGUAAAAGCUCUUGCACGAGGCAGCACGAGUGUGAGCAUCCAGUUUUUCAUUCAUGUCACAGUGAGGACAAAUGUCCCCCAUGUACAUAUCUCACUCAGAAGUGGUGUAUGGGAAAACACGAGCUUAGGAACAAUAUUCCCUGCCAUCUCACUGAUAUUUCAUGUGGCCUGCGAUGCAACCAGCUGUUAAAAUGUGCAAUUCACAAAUGCAAAAGAAUCUGCCACAAAGGAGAGUGCCUCAUAGAUGAAGAUUGUAAACAGCCUUGUACGCUUCCAAGACCGGACUGUGGUCACCCAUGUUUGGCUACUUGCCACCCCUCACAGCCCUGCACCCCUUCUUCUUGCAGUGCAAUGGUAGAUCUCCAGUGUGAAUGUGGACGAAGGAAAGAAAGCGUGAUGUGCUCAGCCGCUUCCUCUGCUUUUCAAAGAAUAGCUGCUAUAUCUAUGGCCACAAAGCUGACAGAAAUGCAACUAGGGGACUCAGUGGAUAUUGGAAGAUUUGUUACCAAAAAAGAGAUUAAGCAGACAAGACUGCAGUGUGAUGAAGAAUGCUUGGCUUUAGAAAGAAACAGACGUUUGGCGGAGGCUUUGAACAUUACUGAGAAUUCAGAUCCUUUUAACACUCGUUCUGGAUUCAAGUUCAGUGACAGCUUGAAAGAUGAUGCAAGAAAAGACUUAAAGUUUGUCUCUGAAAUUGAGCGAGAAGUAAAAGCUCUGGUGGAUGCAGUCAAUAAGGGAAAACAAACAAAAAAAAGCCAUUGUUUUCCACCAAUGAACAGAGACCAUCGAAAAAUUAUCCACGACCUUGCUGAAGUAUACGGUGUAGAGAGCGUGAGCUAUGACAAUGAGCCUAAACGCAAUGUUGUUAUCACUGCUGUAAAAGGCAAAUCUAUGUGCCCAAAUGUUACCCUAAUGUCUGUAAUUGAAAGAGAAAUCCAGGCAAGACCCCCUCCUCCCAUUGCACACUACAGACAUCCAACUGAAAGAAAUGGUGGAAACAGUGGCCCGCAGAAGACCAUGCGUGAAGAACCCAUAAUAGACUACUUUGAUGUUCAAGACUAGUGACACCUGCAGUACCUGAGAAUACAUGAAGGGGUUUGUGGACUUCUGUGGCUACUAAAUAGUGAAUUCAUCAGUCACACAUUUUUAGUAGUCAUAGGUAUGGUACACACUCAUGAAGCACUGCUGAUACCUGCACAAAACAUCACGAUUUCUGGUCCAGAAUAAACAAUCACAAUAAAACUGCAGAUUAUUAUCCAUCUCAUAAAUAAGCUGAACGAACCAUUUAAGCAAUGCAAUAUGUGCAGUCAUGGUGCCUGAUUGAAUUCGUUCUUGGUCAAUGAGUUUUAGAUUGUGAGAGUGGGAUUGAGAGAUGUUGCUUCCCUGACAAAUAGAAUUUUACUUCAGGUGGUAUGAUGAUACCUACCCUGUUAUGUGAACAUGCAGCUCUUCUGUAUCGCCACAAAACUCAACUAAAUGGCCAAUUGGAAAUUAUUUUUCUAUGGUUCCACAUACAGUGAUACAUAUUUGAAAAUUUGUGAAUGAAAUCAGCACAAAGGUUUCAAACAAUUCUAUUUGUGUUAUUGAAAAACAUUAAGGCAGCUGAGAGAUCAUGUCCCUGAUGAAUGCUGUGCUUGUUGUGUACUUAUCUGCUGCUUUUUCUCCAAUAGACUUCGUUCAUUUAGUUCUGAUAUUACGGAUACAUUGACUAAGGAUUAUAGUAUGUUACCAGAGAACAGUCACCUGUAUAAGGCUUUUCCAUAUCUCUUUAAAGUGUUCCUUUGACGGUACUCUUCCUCCCAAACUUUAGAUCAGGUAUGAAGAAAUGUAUCCUACACUGGGGGGGGGGAGGGGGUCAGGUUGCUGAGGCAACCAUAACACCCAGCGAGGUUUUUUGCCAGUUUUAUAUUAGAAAAGGAGAGUUGUUUUGGCAAUCUGACCGCACAGCUUCGAGUUGUCUUCCCACACCUCAUAUGAAGAUUGAAUUGGAGAGUACCGUCGGAGGGACACUUUAAAUAUGUCUGAAGUCAUAUAAGAAAAGACACCUGCAUCUGUUGUUCUUAGCAGUGACUGGCUGCUGUCUGAAUCGAAAUAAAGGACAUAAGAAUAUCCUUAUUUAAAAUGUUAUGCAGUAUAUCAUUUUUUUAACAAUCUGAUAUGUUCCCUUUAAAAUUUUUAAAGACCGAAUCAAAAUGGGACCCAUGCGGCACUUGCCAUCUUAUUACAGAGACAUGUCAGAUAGUUAAUAAUAUUUAAAAGAAUAAUUUAUUCCUCACAACUUAAGAAGAAUGAUGUGCUCCUUCCUGGUGGCGAGAAAUGCCUGUGCUCUGAAGGUCAUUGCUGUAGAUUGUCUUUCCUCUUGGAUGAAUGUUGGUGACAUUUUGCCUAUGUGAUUGUUGGUGUCAGUCAUGACCUUUAAUAGCAGUAUGUAGAAACAUUUAUACUGCAAAUGAUAUGACAGUCCCAACACCUCGUCAUCAAUACACUAGUGCAGAAGAUGGGAUACAUAUAUUUUCUGUAUCUACCAAAAUAUGCACAUUCUUUAACACCUGCAAAAUAAAGUAUCCAAUAUACCAUUGGUCAUACACAAAAUGUAUGUUUGUAUGAUCAGUGCUAUUUAUGUUACAUUGGAUACUCGAUUUUGAAGGUGAGAAAAAAUAUUCAGCUUUUGGUACAUAUAAUCGAGAAUUCCAGAGUCUAAGUACAUAAAAUAUAAGGGUCUAUCUGUAAUCCAUCUUAUCAACCUAUUUCAGGCUAGGGAGACUGUUAGGAAAUCCUAGAAAGUGCUUUUCCCCAUAAGCUUUACCAUACAUGUUUUGAGCUGUGACAACUUCCAGUGGCACAGUGAUAUUUGUAGCUACACAUUUACUGUAUUUGUGUAUAAUUUGUUUCUAUGUUCCACCACCAAAUCAGCCAGAAACUAUUUUACUUACCAUUUAACGGCUCAUAUCUAAAGUAGUUAGUCUACAGAAAGAUUUGGAAAAUGUUAUAAAUUCCCUUCUUUCCUAUGCCAUGUAAAUCGACAGGUCAGUGAUCCCAAAAGAAAGCAGUUAGUAUGGGCAUCAGGUGCUUGACGUUUAUAUGUUACUGUUACAGAGCAUGUACUGUGCAUAACCCCAAGCAUACAAUCAUUUCAACUGACCCCCUAUUUUUGACUGUUCUACCCCAGCUUUAUAUACUUUUGCACCCUCACUAAAAGGAAAAACCAUUCUGUACAUGUAGAAGUAUCACCCAUGUACAAAGGCUGCAUCUAAAGCGAAUAUGGGAUUAGUUCUUAAAGCUAUAAUGACAUCCUACUUUACACCACAUACACACGUCAUCUUUAUUCACAGAAAAAGUAAAUAAUACAAUUGGGGUUAAAUAUUCAGUUAACAAACUGCCCUAGUUAUACCCGUCUUACACUGUGUGACUAAAAUGGAAAUACCCAAACUCCUACAGAUGUAGGUGGUAGUUACAGAAACAGCAUAACAGCCACCUCUGUCCACCAUAUUCAGACCAGAGGGCCCCAUUCUAGAAAUAGUUGUGGUUACCAGAGGUGGGACCUGGAUCUGUCAGACACUUAUGACCAUAUCCUGCCCCAUAAAUGUCUGAGGUGAGCUGCUGUUUUAAAUCAGAACGUUAAAAAAGAUUUUUUUUUUCUGUUUCUUUUUUCUAUGAAUGAGACCAAUUAAAAUAAUUAUAAUUUUAAAUUAUAAGAAAGCUUCUUGUGUCACAACAAAGAAAAAACUAAAGGGCCCUUUACACAGGGCGAUUAUCUGCUUAAUGGGACAACUAUUGCCUUCUUGGAAAGACCCAUCGUUCAUUGGAAAAUUACUGGGAUCCUGCGGGCCUAAAAAUAAUCACUAGUCAGUCGAACAAUCAUGAAAUGGUUAAUAUAGAUAGAUAAUUUAGAUUUUUUUAUAAAUUUUUUUACAUCCUGCAUUAUAGAACAAAGUUGCAUUUAUGUUUGAACUAGUUGCUAUUGGAAACAGAUCGCUGUAAUGCUGUGGGACUGUUACCCAUUUCUCCAUACUAGUGGUAAACCCUUAAGAACUGGGGGCAUACAUGUAAAGUUGCAGCAUCUAAAAUGUUAAAAUGCUAAUCCCGGCCAAGGCAGGCUGGAGCUUCAAUAACACUGAUCAAUGCUGUGCUAUGGCAUAUCAUUGAACGGUGAAUGCAAUCUAAGGAUUGCAUAUAAUAGUCCCAAAUGGAACUAGGUAAAAAAAAAAAAAAAAAACUUCCCUAAUAAAAGUUUGAAUCACCCCACACUUCCCAUUUAACCCCUUAACGACCAAGGACGUAAAUUUACGUCCUGGUGCUGCGGUACUUAGAUCACCAGGACGUACAUUUACAUCCUGUACAUGACCGCGAGCAUUGGGGGUGAUGCUUGGGUCAUACGUGGCAGGUCCCGGCUGCUGAUAGCAGCCAGGGACUCACCAGUAAUGGCCGACAUCCGCGAUCGCGUUGAUGUCUGCCAUUAACCCCUCAGAUGCCGUGAUCAAUACAGAUCACGGCAUCUGCAAGAGUGCAGUCAGAAAUAUGGAUGAUCGGAUGGCCCGCAGCUCUGGUGCAGCGAUCUGAUCAUCCAGAACGGCGCACGGAGGUCCCCUCACCUGCCUCCGCUGCCUUCCACGGCGAAUAGCACUAAACAGUAUUAGCAAUCAAAGGAUUGCUAUAAAUAGUCCCCUAUGGAGACUAUUAAAGUGUAAAAAUAAAAAUUCCCAUUUUACCCUAUAAAGUGUAAAAAAAAAAAAAAUGAAUACACAUAUUUGGUAUCACCGCGUGCGUAAAUGUCUGAAUUAUUAAAAUAUAAUGUUAUUCAUCCCGUACGGUGAACUUCGUGAACGUAAAAAAUAAAAUUGCUAAAUUGCUGCUUUUUUUAAUCACAUUUUAUAAAAAAAAAAUUUAUAAUAAAAUGAAAAGUUUUAUAUACACAAAUGUGGUAUCAAUAAAAAGUACAGAUCUUGGCGCAAAAAAAUUAGCCCUCAUACCGCCGCUUAUACAGAAAAAUGAAAGAGUUAUAGGUUGUCAAAUAGAAGGAUUUUAAACAUAUUAAUUUGGUAAAAAAGUUUGCGAUUUUUUUUUUCUAACAAUAAUAGAAAAGCAUAUAACAUUGGUAUCAUUUUAAUCGUAUUGACCCACAGAAUAAAAAACAUGUAAUUUGUACCGUAAAUUGUACAGCGUUAAAACGAAACAUUCUAAAAUUUGCUAAAUUUGUGGUUUUCUGUUUAAUUUCCUCACACAAAUAGUAUUUUUUUGGUUGCGCCAUACAUUUUAUGGUAAAAUGAGUGAUGUCAUUACGUAGGACAACUGGUCACGCAAAAAAACAAGCCCUCAUACUAGUCAGUGGAUGAAAAUAUAAAAAAAAUUAUGAUUUUUAGAAGACGAGGAAAAAACUAAAAUGCAAAAAUAAAUUUGGCCUGGUCCUUAAGGGGUUAAAAAAGAGAAAUUAUGUAAGCAAAAAUAAACAUGUUGUAUCUCCACUUUCGUAAAUGUCCAAACUAUAAAAAUAUGUUAAUUAAACCUCAUGGUCAACGGUGUAUACGUAAAAAAAUAUCAAAGUCCAGAACGGAGUAUUUUGGUUCACUUUGUAUACCCUUCAAAUAUUUCUAAAAAGCAAUCAAAUAGUCCCUUAAAACUACAAAUCACAGGGCAAAAAAUAAGCCUUCACAUAUCCCCGUGUACGAAAGAAUUACGUUAUAGGGGUCAGAAGAGGACAAUUUUAAACAUGCUUAUUUUUGUACCAAAUUUUUUUUAAAAGAAGUAAAACCUGUAUAAUUUUGGUGUCGUAACCGUAUGGACCUACAGAAUAAAGAAAAUGUGUUCUUUUUACUGAAAAGUGCCCUGAAUUAAGGUGAAGCUUCCAAAUGUAACAAAAUCUAAAUUACAUAUUCUUUUGGUUGUUUUUUUUUUUAUUUUCCCCCCAUAAAAAUAUUAAAAAAAAGAUUUUGUGGUGAAAUGAUUGAUGUCAUUACAAGAUAAAAUUGGUGGCACAAAAAACGAGCCCUCAUAUAUGUCUGUAAAUAGAAAAUGUAUGAUUUUUAGAAGGUGAAUCCUGAAGGGGUUAAUAUUACAACUCCUUUUGAUGACAACUGACAGAACUUUCAGCGACUUGUCCUGGUUGCCUGUAAUGUAGUGUUCUCAUCUAUUGGCAGGGGAGGGGACAGUGCCUGCAUUUACAUUUAGGUUGGUUUUGGGAGGGUUAAAUCGUAAGUGUAGACUAAAUGGCACAUCUAUAGACCCUUUGUCUGAUGGUGUAGAUAAUACAUAAGCAUGCGAGGUGCUCCAAGACACUAUUCAUGUUUUAUUUCACAUUAUUAACCCGUUACAUGCCAACCUAUCUGUUCCAUAGUUCUUAUACCCAGCUCUUUGUUGUAGAGCCCUUCUGCUGAAGAAAAACUCAUCUGAAAUGUGAUAAUUGAUGCUUUCUGUGCCUGUGCAUUUCCGUCUGAAGCGGUCCUCACACUAAGCUGGAGAAGGGAGGAAAGGUGAACGUUUCCCUGUUCCUAUUGGCUGGCUUUCAGUUUGGUUGUUAGGACGACAGCCAGUAGUGGUCGGGAUGUGCUUGUUGUCCCCGGUAACACAAGAUUUCAGUGCAAAAAAAUGACUUUAUAAAAUGGUCUUUUAUGUCUAUCUUACCUGGUAUAGAGAAUAGAAAGGAACAUGGCGUCACCAAGGGCUGCAGCUUUAGAACAAGCCUUUAUUCCCCAAAUGCUUCAGAAUACAUUUUCCUACUAAUGAUGAAGAAAUGAUGUUUUCCUUAACCCUUAGGCUAUGUUGAUACAUUGUAAAAUAAGAUGAAUACAGCCAUAAAAGUGAGUAUAAAAAGCUAGUAUUUGGGGGGAAAAGAAGCAGUCAGUGCAUAUAUUGUUUAAAAAUACGGCCAUAAUUACAAUGUUGGAACUCCGGUCUGUAAUAGAGCACAUUAUUAAAGCUACUUAAAAAAAUUAAAACGUGUAAGUGAUGGAUCAUAUUUGCCAUAAAAGGGGUUGUCCAGCUAAAGAAACAACCUGUUUUUGGUGUUAAGUAUAAUAAAGCUACUUACUAAAAUAUUAUUAGCCAUAGUGCAGAGAUCUCUACAUAUCAGCCACCUGGCCGGUAUUUUACCAGCACAGCCGGUAUUUUGGCCUCCCUGAUGGUAUUUUUAUAUUAAAAAUACCUGCAAUGCAAUGGCUGGUAUUUAUCCAACCAAUCCUCCAAAUCCCGGAAUGUUGUUGCACCAGUAUACCAGUAUUUCCCAACUAGAGUGACUCCAGCUGUUG
Messenger RNA from Hyla sarda, 9784 nucleotides. RefSeq names its product nuclear transcription factor, X-box binding 1 (gene NFX1). Gene Ontology annotation, molecular function: DNA-binding transcription factor activity, RNA polymerase II-specific; RNA polymerase II transcription regulatory region sequence-specific DNA binding; zinc ion binding. NCBI's taxonomy places the organism in Eukaryota, Metazoa, Chordata, Amphibia, Anura, Hylidae. Gene Ontology annotation, biological process: negative regulation of transcription by RNA polymerase II. The transcript has 24 exons. Gene Ontology annotation, cellular component: nucleus. Bases 192 to 3605 code for a protein of 1137 amino acids. The record is from RefSeq and is a predicted model, not a curated record.